AUGGGGAGUGUGUCGCCUACUCCAAAGCAGCUUUUUACAGAAGCUAUAGUCUUUUGGUCUAUCGGACUGAUUGUCUAUGUCGGGCGAAUUGUGGCUCGAAUAAUUGCCAAUGGAUCAUUCAAACGUUUAUUCGUGGACGACUAUGUGAUGACCGCGACCUUUGCAGUUUAUACCACACUGUUAGUGUUGAUUCAGAUCUCUGCACGCUACGCAACCAACCUGAUGGACCCGAAAGAGUACGAUCAAGUUUUGGCAGAUCCAAAACAAGUCAGCGAUCGGAUAUAUGGAAGCAAAAUCGUCAUUGGGCUGGAGCAAUGCAUGUUGAUCUCGACUUGGGGAGUGAAAACAUGCAUGUUGAUGCUCUAUUGGCGAAUCACCCAGAACCUGAAAUCAAACCUCUACAUCAAGAUCCUUUCCGUCUAUGUCGCCGUUGGAUUUGUCGUCAUCAUGGUCACAUAUUAUGGAGUAUACUGCCGACCAUUCUCCCAAUACUGGGCCAUGCCGGUCAAAGACCUUCAAUGCGCGACAUACCAACACUACUCGAUCACCCAAGCCGUCUUCAAUAUCUCCUCCGAUGUCGUCAUGUUCAUCAUACCGAUUCCCCUCCUGAUCCAAGCUCAACUCAAGCGGCGCAGAAAGGUCGUUCUCAUCGGCGUCAUGAGUCUGGGCCUGUUCACAGUCAUCGCUGCCAUCCUAAACAAAUACUUUAAUUUCGCUUCCCCACUCACAACCACUUACCAAAUCUGGUACAUCCGAGAAGCCAGCACCUCGAUCUAUGUCGCCAAUCUCAUGUGCUGGUGGCCUCUUCUGCGCAAGCUGUUCGGCCUCAAGGCAUUCCAGUACAAGAGCAACCGAGGCGGGCGGCCUGGAAACCCCAACAACCAGAACAAAGAUAGGAGCGACUACUACUCCAACAAUUCUCAAUCACGUCCUUCAGUCCCAUUCCCCCGCUCAUGGAAGCCGCUUUGUCGCAGAGGGAGAGGUACACCUGGGAAGCACGCUCGCAUCAAGCGCUCAAGCAACGAGCCCAUCAACAGGAUGAAUACGAAUACAGAGUCCAUGCACGACAUGCAACGUGUCGAAAGUGUUCGACUUGAUGAUUGGACUCAUGGCGGAGAUCUUGGAACCGAUACUUCAACAACCCAGGAUUCGUUCAACUCGAUGGAAAAACCAGGUUCGAGGAUGCAUGAUUACCAUCAAGACUUCCUGGAUUCGGAAAUCGAAUAUCAUGCUCACAUGGGAGGCAAACAUCAUACGCACUCACCUUGUUGA
Penicillium paradoxum is the source of this 1272-nucleotide messenger RNA. RefSeq lists its product as uncharacterized. The transcript has 4 exons. The record is from RefSeq and is a predicted model, not a curated record. Lineage: Eukaryota; Fungi; Ascomycota; Eurotiomycetes; Eurotiales; Aspergillaceae. The coding region runs from base 1 to 1272 and encodes 423 amino acids.